Ostreococcus lucimarinus CCE9901 is the source of this 3252-nucleotide messenger RNA. RefSeq lists its product with no specific name. Gene Ontology annotation, biological process: iron-sulfur cluster assembly. Lineage: Eukaryota; Viridiplantae; Chlorophyta; Mamiellophyceae; Mamiellales; Bathycoccaceae. The coding region runs from base 1 to 3252 and encodes 1083 amino acids. The transcript has a single exon. The record is from RefSeq and is a predicted model, not a curated record. Gene Ontology annotation, cellular component: cytosolic [4Fe-4S] assembly targeting complex.
AUGACGACGCCGUCGCCGCAGAUUGCGACGCUCCGGCGUCGAACAAUGGCGACGCGCGACGCCCUCGCGGCGUUCUGCGCCGCGUCGGCGCGCGACGACGACGCGACAUCGCUCGCGGACGACGUCGCGCUCGCCGAGAUCGCGCGCGCGAUCGCGGACGGCGCGCGCGCGGUUUUAGACGUCGUCGUCGACCUGGAAGGAUUUCUCACAGCGACCGAGCCAAAGCCGCGGGCGCGGGCGACGGAAAUCCUCGCGCACGUCGCCGAAGAGUGCGCGAUGACGCUGGAUGAUCGCGCGGUGCGCACGCUGAGCGCGUUCUUCGCGUCGAGGUUGAGCGAUUUCGCGUCGACGGCGAGCGCGGCGCGCGGCGCCGAGGCGUUGGUGAAGCGAGCGAACGCGGAGGCGAUCGAAGCGACGUCGAGGGCACUUUUCGCGGAGUGCGACGUGCAGGGGUUGAGACAAAGCGAUAGGGAAGCGUGCGUGCGGUUGGCGAUCGAAAUGCUGCGGAGUGCGCACGCUGGGGCGUGCGCGCGCGGGGCGGGGGACGGGGAGCCGAACGAGGCGUUGGCGAGAAUAAUCGGCGCGUUCGAUGGGGAGAAGGAUCCUAGGUGCGUGUUGGGAUUGUGUGAGGUGUGGACAUUGUUGCCAGGGGCGUUUGAGCGGUUCGGGGAGGGUGGAAAGGCGGUGUACGAGGAGAAUGCGGAGGAAUUGUACGACGUCGCGGCGAGUUACUUUCCAGUGAGUUUCAAGCCGCCGAGAGGGGAUUCGAUUAAGAUUUCUCGUCGCCAACUCGCGGAGGCGGUCGAACGCGCGAUGACGGCGUCACCAACAUUCGCACCGUGGGCCGUCGCGCACGCGUUGGAGAGUUUGAACCCUGAACUAGGUCCGGGGAAGAUGGCGGACGCCGCGCGCGCGGUUCGCGCGAUGGGCGAACGUUUCGGCGCGAGCGUCAUGGAAGAAUACAUGGGUAUCGUUUGGCAAGCCAUGCGCGCCGCAUUGGCGCAUCCCAACGCGACGAAGAUGGAAGAAGACGACGACGUGCAGGCGACGACGCCGAUGGCGGUGAUGACGACGAUGUUUGCCAGCGAAUUCACUCGCGGCACGCUCGCGCGCGCGGCGUUGACGGAUCAAUGCGUGCGCGACGCCGAAGUGACUUUGCGUCGCAUGGCGAACGACAGCUCGUCGGAUGACGUCGACGGCGCGUGCGCGAUGGAGACCUCAGACGAGGGGUGCUGUGGCGGUGGUUGCGGCGGUGGGAGUAAGUCGUCCGGCGAAGAAGCGGCGAGGGGAAAACUCGUCGUUGCGACGGCGAGUCGCGUGCUCGGUGCGGUUGCCGCGGCGACCCCCACACUCGCGCAUGAUGUCAUACACGGCACUUUAAAGUCACUUCUCGACGCCGCGAAGAUUCCACGCGAAAUAGAUGGACUUCAUUCGUCCAAAGCGGCGUACUUGGCUCUCAUUCUUGCCACGCCCGCGCUCGGCGGCGCGUUGGAUUGCUGCGAACGGAACGCCGAAUCAAGUGUGCACAUGAGCGUCUUGGACGAUGAAAGUGAACGGUUGGUGGGGCUGUUUGCCGACGCAGCGCUGGGAAAGAUCGAAUCCCCGAGCUUUGACGAAGGCAUCGUUUUAGGUUUAGCAGGAUUGCACAUGUUGUGCAAGUUUCCAUACAGAUUCGGUCUGGCGAGCGCUGAGUCGCGAGUCGCCGUGGCGAGCAAGCUAUUCGAUGCGAUGAUGGCGCAACACGUAAACGAGUCCGAGGCCGAUAUCGAAGUGCGCAUUGAGCGUUCGAUCGAUGCGCUCGUCGCCGCAGCGAGCGGUGCGGACGCAAAACUCGUUGACGCGAUGUCGACGGGCGCCGUCGCUCUCCUUGCAGACAAAGUGACAGUUACGAAUUUGCAAACCGUCGAAGCGACGCGAGCGAUUCGUGCCCUCUGCGCCCUCGCGGCAGUAAAUCAGAUGAUUCGAAACGACGUCGCGCGAUUGUUUUGCGGCGUUGUGCGUGAUGCUAUCGAGAUUGGUUCGCCGAAUGCCGAGGAUCUGGUGUCCGCGAUGUGCCGCGACGACGACGGUGUACUGACGCGGUUUGUUUCAUCCGACGAAGCACAGCGAGCGUGCGCCGAUCUCACCACAUUUUGUCUCGCGCGUGAUCCUGCCACAACUGCAGAGUCCACCGUGCGCGUCGUCGCGAGCGCGGUGGCGAAUUGUGACGACGCGACGCAAGCGCGAUUCGCCGCCGAAGCCGUCGCGCUCUCGCGCGAAAAGCCGCUGAUGGCUUGCGCGGUGAUUUGUGGACUACGACCGCAAGCGGCGUUCGAAGCGACACACAUGGUGGCCGCUCUCGACGAAUUAACGCGCUCGCGCGGCGACCGAGGAUUCUCGAUGUUCGUCGCCGCCGCCGUCGGUUCGGCGACGCACAAAUUCCCGAGCGUGGACUUCGCGCCACCUAUGGAAGACUUGACGGACGAGCGCACGACUUUCGUUCUCGGUGCGUGCUUGCGCGCGCGAGCGAUGCGUCGAGACGAUUCGUCGCCAUCUGAUGCGCUGGUUUCGUGUCUCGUUCGCGCUCUCGACGACAGUUCGUCGCCUGAAGCGUCGAGAGGCGCGGCGAUGGCGUUGAGCAUGGCUGUGGGAUUCAGCGCUGCGCAUCGCGACAUCGGGCUAGGUUUGAAGUCUUCGACUCACGCGAGCGAAAAGUUCCUCGCGUGUCAACGUUUCUUCACGAAAGUUGCGCCGACUUUGAUCAAGGGCGCGUACGAAGCCGUGGGCGCGAAGCGCUUGUCGAGAUCUUACGCAGUCGUCAAGCUCGCCAGCGGCGUCGCCCCAUCCGUGGCACUCAGUUCGCAGUUCAACCUGUUCCCGCUGUUACCAGACGUGUUACACGCACUCACCGUCGGUACGCUCGCCGGUGACGACGACGCCGUGCGCGCGGCGCUCCUCCUCGUCGGCGCGCGACUCGCCGAGCCCGCACUGUACGAUGCCGGCAGCGAAGGCGCGACGGAGCAGAACGCCGUCGCUCUCAUCGACGCCCUGUGCGCCAUCGCCACUGCAACGAGCACAAUGUCCAUGGAGUGUCGGGAGCACGCCCUCGAUGCUCUCGUCGCGGCGUCGACGCUCAAGUUCAGCGCCGUGUACCCGAGUCGCCGGCGCGCGCUCGACGCCGCCGUCGUCGCGUGUGACGAUCCUAAACGUCGCGUCCGCCGCGCCGCCGCGCGAGCGCGACAGGUAUGGCUCAAAUUAAUGACCUCUACUUAG